Branchiostoma floridae (Florida lancelet) is the source of this 2469-nucleotide messenger RNA. Its product is annotated as cubilin-like. The transcript has 9 exons. The record is from RefSeq and is a predicted model, not a curated record. Bases 287 to 1264 code for a protein of 325 amino acids. NCBI's taxonomy places the organism in Eukaryota, Metazoa, Chordata, Leptocardii, Amphioxiformes, Branchiostomatidae.
UUUCCACUAUUUAGGUGACAACAACACAUGUCUGUCGCCCGGAGCUGCCACGCCGCUUUUGUGAUGAUUCUCCGGUUACACCCACAUAUCAGCCCACGGGCUCGGCCAAUCAGCGAGCGCCAAUUUGCUCAAGCCCAGUUCCUUCCCCCUAGAUACAACAAUGGCGACUCCAUGCUAGAACGUUGCAUUUUCAGCUCCGACCGGCGUUUGUGUUUUCCAACGUUUACAAGCGACAUUUAUCUCAUAUUCACCCACGUCAACAUCAAUUGGUCGAACAAACGACAGGAUGAAUUCUAAAACGGUGCUGUCUGUCUUAUUUCUCCUGAACUGGACAUCCUGGAUCGUCGGGCAGGAGAUCGAUGAUCAGCAGUGUGGUGGGGAAUUUUACACCGACAACUAUGACACGAUCUCGUCCCCGGGAUUCCCUGAUCCAUACACCCCUGGGGACGACUGUAUCUGGCACCUCAAGGUCCCAGAAGGUCACGUGGUCAAACUGACGUUUGCAUACCUGGGAACCGAUCCCUGGCCCCUUGCUCCGCAGAACUGUGCCCGGCACUACGUGGAGGUGUUCGACACACCUGACCGUGGGGGAGAUCUUCUCGGCCGUUACUGCGGAAACAUCAUCCCUCCCGUGGUCCUGUCCACCGGAAACGCCAUGUCGGUCAGGUUCAUCACCAGCAGGUGGUCCACCAACAUCCAGGGCUUCCACGGCUUCAAGGCCAAGUUCGCGAGCGUGCCGGAAGGAAGCAUUGUUGAGAGCGGUUGCCGCAGUCCGCGGAAGAUCACGGACCCCACCGGAACUCUGACGUCAAUCCACUUCCCGUCGGACUAUGAAGACAUCGUGUGUAAGUGGGAGGUUAUGGUGGAGCCCGGGCAGAACAUCACUCUCAAGCUGCGCAGCUUCCAUGUUGGAGGAAUUUUCCCACUGAAGCCACUGUGUGACGCUGAAACUGGCAGACUCACUGUCCACGAUGGAGUUGGCAGUGACAAGAAUCAUCUGGUGUCAAUCUGCGGCAGAAUGUCCGAUGAGGAGACGUACUCUGUGACCACAGCGACCAAUCAGAUGACAGUUGAAUUCAGGGCGGGAAACACCGGACCGUUCAAGGGCUUCUUCGCGACGUACCAAUCCUCAGGUUAUCAAGUACUGCCCGGCGUUACUGAAGCUCAGGUCACAGGAAGCGCACAUGCCCUACGGGCGCACUUCCCAUGGUGCCUUUCGUGUCUCUUCGCCGCGGCCAUCUUGUUGCUGCGCAUCAACUUAUAAAUGACGUCAUCUGUACAUAAACGUAUUCACUUAUGGCUAGCCGUGGUUGAUAUUUGUACAUCUCAGCAAACAUAAAAGAGUAGAGACAGAUUACAUGGGCAUCUUUAAACUAUUGUCAUACAGAGAAACUCUGAUGUGAUUGUAAUUUUCAUUGUGCUGGCUCUACAAUAGAAGUGACAGUGGUGGCCAUUAAGUAUCACAUUGAGCGUUUCUCAACACAAACGAAAUAAUGUACAUAUGUAUAUACAAGAAAAGCUUGUAACGUCAUCUCUAUAAUUGGGAUCGGCCCUGAUUUGAACGGCUCAAUUUGGAGAAAAGGCGGUUGACAUUUUUGGUAGAACAUUCAGCAACCAACAGCAAGAAAUAAAUGAAAGAAGAAUACGCCAUCUCUUGUAUAUAAUUAUAAAAGAGGAGUUGCUAUGUAACCCAGCAAUUUGCAGUGAGUGUCAAAACUGCUCAGUUUUUUAACUUUGCUGUUAUUUCGUUACGUUGUUUGUACAAAUGUGUGAACAGAAUAUAUCAUGUAAAUAGCUACAAUGAUUUAUGAUACUUGUAGAUGCGGAUUUAAAAAAAAAUAGUGUUCAAGCGUGUGAGGUACUUCACCAAUAUCGCAUUUCCCAGAGAAACUCCCAGGCUUUACCAAAUGUGUCAUUUAAUUUGUACUAUUGCUUGUUGAAUAUGACAAGUUGAAAUUCUUAGCACAAGCACACGGUGGCGGUGUGGCACAACAUUGUGAGCAGGCCAAAGAACUCUUUUUCAAUGACUUUCUUAUUAAUCAAAUAUUAACUCUUUGCAGGUUUUUGAGCGACAAUUUUCAAAGACUUUUCUCCUGACCAUGUCCUCUUAACUGGCUAUAAUGUAAUUUUGUACAUAUAUCUAUUGUUUGUUACACUGCCUAAGAUCAAUCAUGUCUAUUGUAAAAAGCGGAUUGUUGCCUUGAAUCAAGCAGGUUAACCUAAUUGCUUUGGUUUGGCGAUUUUCAACUUAUCCAUUGUUUUGGACAGUGAUUGUGUGUGAAUUUUUCAAGGGGAGGGAAGUUCAUGUAUCAUAUGAAUAAGGAAAAUGGUUCGAAAUGGCGGAUGGAUAUCAAUGUUAUGAACUGCGAUGAUUGUAAAUCAUUUGUACAUUUAAAAGAAAAAGACGAUUGUUGAUGGUGCUGUUGUCGUAUGUUUUAUUUCGGGCAAAUAAAAUUGCGUUGUUUUCUA